Magallana angulata is the source of this 1627-nucleotide messenger RNA. Its product is annotated as multiple epidermal growth factor-like domains protein 11. Gene Ontology annotation, molecular function: scavenger receptor activity. NCBI's taxonomy places the organism in Eukaryota, Metazoa, Mollusca, Bivalvia, Ostreida, Ostreidae. The coding region runs from base 123 to 1550 and encodes 475 amino acids. The transcript is spliced from 9 exons. The record is from RefSeq and is a predicted model, not a curated record.
AUACAGACUGUCUACAUCUGUCUUCUCAGACGAAUGUAUACUUUUUAUUUGCUUUGUUAUUUCUGUUAGGCAUACAAAUCUAUACUCAUAGAGUUAUAUAGUUUGACCAGAUUGACAACAUCAUGGUGUCCCUGUCCGGAAACUCUGGGUAUCCCCACGAUGUCCUCACUGUGUUGUUGUGUCUGCUGACAGUAUCCCAGGCAUAUGUUAAUGUCGCGCUCAACAAACCAGCAUACCAACAGUACCAAUACCAGCCAGGUGACGACUCACAUAACGCCAGUAACGCUGUAGACGGACGUAAAUCAGACCUGAGUGAUAGGGGAGGUCAAUGUGCUAUAUCACAUUGGAGACAAACCGCCACCUGGUGGGUGAACCUGAUCACCAUCCACAGCAUCCAUCACAUCACCAUCUACUUCAGGACGGACAGCGAUGGGGUACCAUGGGGUCCUUAUAAUAGCUUUCUUGGAUUCUCUGUGUACGUCUCCAACACAACAGACAGACUACAGGGAACACUGUGUUACAAGGACGACAACUUUACACGAGACACCAUACCUGCUGUCUUCACCACCACCUGUCCUGUACAUGGACAGUACGUCAUCUACUAUAACGAGAGACUACCAGGAGUUACCUACCCUGACGGUUACUCUGACAGUGUUGCCAAUGACCUCUGUGAAGUGGAGGUGUAUGGAUGUCCCGCUACCGGAUAUUUUGGGUCCAACUGUUCUGUUCCCUGUUCAGACGUUAACUGUCAGUACUGUCACAUAGAGACGGGCACCUGUCAGGGCUGUAAACCUGGGUACAAAGGUCACCGAUGUGAAAUGGUUUGUGAAGGAGGAACGUAUGGUGCUGGCUGCAAAGUAGCAUGUGGAAACUGCCGUGACGUUAACCAGUGCUCCAUCAACAAUGGGACUUGUUUAACUGGAUGUGAUGUUGGUUUUAAAGGAGACUUGUGUAAAACUGCAUGUGACAGAGGGUCGUAUGGUUACGACUGCAAUGAAAUCUGUGGACACUGUCGUGACGUAAACCGGUGUUCUAUGAUAGGGACAUGUUUGACUGGAUGUGAUGCUGGAUAUCAAGGGGACUUGUGUAAAACAUCAUGUGACAGAGGGUCGUAUGGUUACGACUGCAAUGAAAUCUGUGGACACUGUCGUGACGUAAACCGGUGUUCUAUGAUAGGGACAUGUUUGACUGGAUGUGAUGCUGGAUAUCAAGGGGACUUGUGUAAAACAUCAUGUGACAGUGGGUCAUAUGGCUACGACUGCAAAGAAACCUGUGGACACUGUCGUGACGUAAACAAGUGUUCUAUUAUCAAUGGGACAUGUUUGACAGGAUGUGUUGCUGACUAUCAAGGGAACUUGUGUAAAACUCUUUGCCCCGUUGGAUAUUUUGGACAAGACUGUUCAGAGACAUGUAUCAACAGUUACACAUGUGAUGGCUGUAACGAUGUCAGUGGUUCAUGUGAUUAUGGCUGCCGUCCUGGCUGGAUUGGAUACUUCUGUCAAAAAAGUAUUUUUUUUUCAAACACAUUUUCAUUUAAUUUUGAAAUGUAAGCUUUGAAAACUGUCAAUUUUCAUCCAAACGUCCUUUAAAGAAAAGUUUAAAACAUGAUUUCGUACAAGGGGAUAUU